This is a messenger RNA of Dermochelys coriacea (leatherback sea turtle), 1677 nucleotides long. It is a transcript of the gene TMEM121B, whose product is annotated as transmembrane protein 121B. The record is from RefSeq and is a predicted model, not a curated record. The transcript has a single exon. The coding region runs from base 133 to 1566 and encodes 477 amino acids. NCBI's taxonomy places the organism in Eukaryota, Metazoa, Chordata, Testudines, Dermochelyidae.
CGUGGAGCCGCUCCGGGAUUGCGGCGGAACCAGGCCGGGCCUCCGCUCUCGCUGGCCCCCACCCUCGCUGCCGCCGGCCGGGGCUGGGCGCGGCCGGGGCCCGGGCCCCGCGCUCUGGGGCCGGGGAGGACAAUGCACCGAGCUGUCUCCAACCAGCGCUCGGGCUCCUCCUCCUCCGGCUCCUUGCAGCCGCCGCCGCCCCCUGCUCACCCCGCCGCCGACCUGCAGCCCCUCUUCCUGGGCGGCCGCAGCCGGCGCGUGUCGGGCUCCAGCUCGGGCUCGGGCCGGGCCCGCAGCAGCAGCAGCAGCAGCAGCAGCGGGGGCGAGGAGGAGGAGAGCAUCAGCAAACCCCUGGUGCCGGCCCCGGCCGCGCCGGCCCCCGACGCCUCCUCCCCGGCCUCCAGCAGCAGCAGCUCGGGCUGCAGCAUGACGGCGGGGGAGCUGUACGGGGGCGCGGCCCCGGCCGGGGGGGCGGCGGCGGCCACCGCCGGAGGGUUGCUGUGGCCGGGCGGGGGCUCCGGCGGGUCGCGCUGGGGCUACAAGGCGCUGUCCCUGGUGCUGCUGCUGGGGCAGGGCGCGCUGCUGGACCUUUACCUGAUCGCCGUCACCGACCUCUACUGGUGCAGCUGGAUCGCCACCGACCUGGUGCUGGCGGCCGGCUGGGGCAUCUUCUUCUGCCGCAACAGCCGGGCCCGGCGCCGGGAGCGCCCCCCGCCGGGUCACCCUCCGCCGCCGCCGCCGCUGCACCCGCUGCUGCUGCACCCCACGCACGGCGGCCGGGGCGCGGGCCGGGUUGGGGGCCCCCUGCGGGGCGGGGACUUCGCCUACGCGCACCUGGCCUGGCUGAUCUACUCCAUCGCCUUCACCCCCAAGGCGGCGCUGAUCCUGGGCACCUCCAUCCUGGAGCUGAUCGAGCUGCGCCUGCCGCUGGGCAUCACCGGCUUCCGCGUCACCCUGGCGCUCUCCGCCCCGCUGCUCUACAGCCUGCUGCGGGCCAUCGGCCCCGACGGCGCCGGCCAGCUGCUGCUGCCGCCCCAGCCCCCGCCCCAGCACCGCGCCGCCGCCGCCUUCCUGGCCACCUGCCUCGACCUGCUGGACAGCUUCACCCUGCUGGAGCUGGUGCUGCAGCCCGGCCGCCCGGCCCCGCUGCCCGGCCCGCUGCGCUACCUGCUCAUCGCCGUCUACUUCCUCUGCCUGGCCUCGCCCGUGCUCUGGCUCUACGAGCUCGGCGCCGCCCGGCCGCCCGGCGCCGCCCGCCUGGCCCUGCACCUGCUGCUGCCCGCCGGGCUGCUGGACGCGCCGCUGCUCGCCCUGCGCUGCCUCCUGCUGCUGCGCUACCAGCAGCCGCUCUCCGUCUUCAUGCUCAAGAACCUCUUCUUCCUGGCCUGCCGCGGCCUCGAGGCCAUGGAGACCUGCUGCCUGCUCCGCCCCGCCGCCGGGGGCGCCAAGUACAGCGCGGCCCCUGGCCCGGGGCCCGGCGCCGCCCAGCUCAGCCACUGCAUCUCCGAGAACGACGUGGGGCCCCACGGCUACGUCAACACCCUGGCGGUCAGCGCCCAGAACUGAAGCGGGGCGCGGGGGGCGGUGUGGCCAGGAACCCGGCCCCGCCCCCUCCCCGCCCCGGCCAGGAACCCGGCCCCGCCCCCUCUCCCCCCUGCCCGACUAGGAACCCGGCCC